Messenger RNA from Microthlaspi erraticum, 2223 nucleotides. NCBI's taxonomy places the organism in Eukaryota, Viridiplantae, Streptophyta, Magnoliopsida, Brassicales, Brassicaceae. The record is from the annotation of a GenBank genome assembly.
AUGGCCAAUUCAAAGGAGCGCCUUGCCGAACUAGACUGGUCUCGGUAUGGUGCAGGACGAAGUGAUGAAAAUGAGAGAAGCCAUGACGGACAAGUUCCGAUUCAUGGAGGAAUCAUUCGAGAAACUGAUGGAGACGAUAUCAGAAAACGGCAGAGGUGCGCGGAGCCCAGUGCGAGGGAUUCGUCAAUCCGGAGGAGAACGAGCAUCUCCGUCGGGUCCAAACGACAAUACCAACCCUUUUGGAAAUCCUCCGACUCAUCGCCAUGUGAAGCUCGAGUUUCCUCGGUUCCGAGGAGGAGAUCCGACGCCUUGGAUAAGCGAAGCCAAACAAUAUUUUGCUUAUCAAGAGUUACCAAUGGAACAACGAGUCAAUUCGCGUCGUACCAUCUGGAGGAUGAAGCUAACGAGUGGUGGCAGGCUACCGCGAAGGCUCUUGGGGAAGAUAACGUUUUGGUAACAUGGGAAAUAUUCGAGGAGGAACUUUGGGCACGAUUUGGACCAUCUGGAGCCGAUGAUUUCGAUGAAGCGCUAUCCAAAAUCAGCCAAAAGGGGUCUCUCCGAGAAUACCACCGUGAGUUCGAGAGGCUUCAGAACAAGGUUACCGGCUGGUCGCAGAAAGCUCUCAUCGGAACCUACAUCGGAGGCCUUAAAGACGCCAUCUCCGACUCGGUAAGGAUGUUCCGACCAACAACGUUGAAAGCCACCAUCGAGCUAGCACGAAUGCGAGAUGAUCAAAUCCAACGCAGCCGACGGAUCGGUAACUUUGCAGUCGGUACUACAAGAAGUAACGCAACCUCGUCCUCGAUGGUACCACGCAAUCCAGCACCGCCUGAGCCACCACCCGACGGCCCAAAAAAGUUGAGUUGGGAGGAAUUGAGAAGAAAACGAAGUUUAGGCCUGCGUUUCAGUUGCGAUGAGCGAUACACGCCGGGACACAAAUGUAAGCGAUCUCAAUUACUGCUUAUGGAGGGAGAGGAUGCAGAGGACGAUGAAGAUGAGUUCGUCGACAGUCAGGAAGCCGUCGAACCGGAGAUCUCGCUUCAAUCUUUAACCGGCUGGGGAUCACCAAAAACCAUUCGGGUUGAGGUGGAGAUCAACAAACGCCGUUUGGUUGCUCUCAUCGACAGCGGUGCCACUCAUAACUUCAUCGCAGAGAAAGAGGCGAAUCGACUGGGGUUGAAACUUACACCAACGAAGCCGUUCAACGUCCGCGUCGCCGACGGUCAUCCACUUCGUUGCCGUGGAGCAUAUCGCAAGGUGGCGCUUGAGAUAGCCGGCGAGAUCUUUAUGGCUGAUUUUUUUGGCCUUCCGUUAUCCGGUCUCGACGUCGUUUUGGGGAUACUAAUUCGUGGGCUUAGUGCAAGUGGAAUUGACCAAGCCCAACCAGGAGAGUUAGAAAGAGAGGCCCGACAAGGUCAACAAGUUUUUUCUCUUACGGUCCAAAAUCUAGACACCGCCGCCUCUCCCAUUGCCAAUGACAUCCGUCAAUUACUGGAUGAAUUUGAGCCGGUCUUCCAACUUCCGACGAAAUUGCCACCGGCGAGAGACAUCGAGCACCACAUCACUCUUAAGGAGGGCUCCGACCCCGUCAAUGUCCGCCCUUACCGCUAUGCACAUUUCCAGAAAGAGGAGAUCGAACGACAAGUGCAAGCAAUGCUCGAUGCCGGCCUGGUACAACCGAGUUCGAGUCCAUUUUCCUCACCGGUGCUAUUGGUGAAGAAAAAAGACGGAUCAUGGCGUUUUUGUACGGACUACAGGGCGCUCAAUGCGACGACCGUCAAAGAUCGUUUUCCAAUACCGACGGUGGACGAUAUGCUCGACGAGCUUAACGGAGCAGUGAUCUUUUCGAAGCUGGACCUCACAGCCGGUUACCACCAAGUUCGAGUUCAUCCACCAGAUGUGCCUAAGACAGCAUUUCGAACCCACAAUGGCCAUUACGAAUACUUAGUAAUGCCGUUUGGGUUAUGCAAUGCUCCUUCGACGUUCCAAGCACUCAUGAAUUUGUUCUUCAGAAGGUACUUACAAAAAUUCGUUCUGGUGUUUUUCGACAAUAUCCUCAUUUACAGCCGUUCGAACGAAGAACACAUUCAGCAUGUCCGCACAGUUCUCGAGAUUCUGCAACUCAACGGUCUGUUUGUGAAGAUGAAAAAAUGCGAAUUCGGAAAGCAUGAGCUGGAAUACCUGGGCCAUAUAAUCUGCAGAGAAGGAGUCAAAGUCGAUUAG